This is a messenger RNA of Plasmodium inui San Antonio 1, 1641 nucleotides long. RefSeq lists its product as hypothetical. The coding region runs from base 1 to 1641 and encodes 546 amino acids. NCBI's taxonomy places the organism in Eukaryota, Apicomplexa, Aconoidasida, Haemosporida, Plasmodiidae. The transcript has a single exon. The record is from RefSeq and is a predicted model, not a curated record.
AUGGAAAAAUAUUGUCAAGGAACUAGAAACGCACAAGAUGGAAUGACAGAGGUGGAGGAAAACGAAUCGACGAAAUGGAUGGGAUGGUUAGAUCACUACGUCAAAGAAGAAAAGGACAAGGAGCUAAAAGAAUUAUAUAACCGAGCCCUAAGAAAGACUCCCCUAGAGGACUGCGGUCACUCGCAAUUUAACGGCACAAUCCCACCCUGGGACAGGAUAGUAACUGAUAUAAUAGACGGGCUGAAGGAUGACAAGGCAUUAGGAGAGUUACCUUAUUUCCUGGAGGAGUCUGGCGGAAGCCUAAAGUCGAGUAAGUUUCCAGAUUGGCAGAGCCUCUUGAGGAGAAAAAUCUGUCAAGGGGGCGAUGCGUUGACGGAAUGGAUGGGAGCUCUCAUCUGUAUAAUAAAGGGCUUGGAGGAACAGGAACACGACCACCAACCCCCCUGGAACCAACUGCCAGACGCCUGUAGUAACUUCCUGAGAGCCAUUAGUUUAGACCACCACCAGCGGAACGACCCAGGAAACACAGACGGGACACGAGCAGGAUCCGUGGUGACAGAAAAGGGAUCUCCCAUAGCGUCUGAACAAGACAGAACCUCCGUGCUGACGCUAGUCCUGAGUAUUUAUGACGCUUUGACGAGAUUAUGCCCCCUCUGUGGGCCAUAUCAGUUAAAUAAUUGGGUAAAGGACCUGCCCCAGCUUUCGAACGAACAAGCAAUCCUAUAUUGCCGAGUGAGAGAAAAGAGACUAGAAUGUAACCCCAAACUGCCAUAUGAGGGUAACAACAAGGCACAUCUCCUCUAUAGACCAAGCAGGGGGACAGAUCGCAAGAAAAUCCCUGAUAAGGAUCCCCCCGAACGAGCAGAAACUUCACCGAUUGAAGAUGGAAGGCAACUUCAAGAUGCGUCGAAGAAUAGGAAACCCCCACAGCCAUCAGCCAAAGAGGCAAGGGAGGUACCGUCAGAAGACACAGACGCCUCUAGGGGAACAACAGACAAAGGACAAACACAAGGGGCGUAUAUAGCCCAACAUACCUCAGACCAGUCCCUUCUCGCUCCAGCAACUAUGAAGGACCAACAAGCAGAACAGGAUCACCUCGCGAGGAUACCAGCAAACAGUGGACUGCACCAGACUGAGACAAAAGAGUCCCAAAAAGUCGGCGUAUGGAAGCACGGGCAGGGUAGCCAACCCCAGGAGAAGCCUGGGGAAGACUUUGUCGAACACGGGUAUGGGUCAUUGUUACCCCCCAGUCGACGAAGUAAGGAAUUGACUGGGACAGUUGUUGGUUUUGUGGGAGCAAUGAUAUUGGGAGCAGCCGGAAUUUAUGGACUCUGGAGGAUAAAGUAUAGACGAGCGGGGGGCACGCCCAGGACACGACUGAUCAGCCCGAAAUGGGUAGGCUAUACAAGGAGGACCUACGUAGAAGGCUUGGGGGGACUCACCCCAGACCAAGCAGAGGAAGACUAUCCCCAUCAGGCCGGAGUGACCCUGAACGGAACGAAUCGUCACAGCAGACCCAACCUAGACAGUAGGCAGGGAACGUCAGGUGGACAGGAAUUAAUGCAUUACACGGACAGAGGUAGACAGAUGAGGCAUGCGGAGGAGGACAUUACAGGUCCGGUGGAGUUGGGUGUGAGAUGA